AUGCGCAGCUUGGUCAGUCAGCUUGACGAGCUCGAGAUCCCGACCUCUAGGUCUGGGCCUGGGCUGGAGAAGUUGAGGUCCGAUAUGGCGAAGAUGGGCUUCCUGGAUCUGCUGCUAGGCUACGGCUUGGCAUACGUCUUGCGUGGUCUCAAAUGGGUGUUCCUCCGAAUUCUGGAGUACUACUCUGGGAUACUGUUUCUCACGACAAAUCGCGUGGGUACCUUGGACCCUGCGUUCAGAUCAAGAAUCCACGUCACACUUUACUACCGCAAGCUGAACAGAAAGCGGGCCAUCAUGAUCUGGAAGACAAACAUUAGGAGACUCCACAAGCCAAACGAAGACCGUGCUGAACAAGGUCUGAAAACAGUCGAAUUUGACGAGAAGAGUAUCGUCAAGUACGCGGAGAAGCACUUGGCGGAUCUGAAGUGGAACGGCAGACAGAUUCGCAAUGCCUUCUAG
Diaporthe citri is the source of this 459-nucleotide messenger RNA. RefSeq lists its product as uncharacterized. The record is from RefSeq and is a predicted model, not a curated record. NCBI's taxonomy places the organism in Eukaryota, Fungi, Ascomycota, Sordariomycetes, Diaporthales, Diaporthaceae. The transcript is spliced from 2 exons. The coding region runs from base 1 to 459 and encodes 152 amino acids.